Pseudoliparis swirei is the source of this 1772-nucleotide messenger RNA. RefSeq names its product carbonic anhydrase 6-like. The record is from RefSeq and is a predicted model, not a curated record. Lineage: Eukaryota; Metazoa; Chordata; Actinopteri; Perciformes; Liparidae. The transcript has 10 exons. Bases 191 to 1612 code for a protein of 473 amino acids. Gene Ontology annotation, molecular function: zinc ion binding; carbonate dehydratase activity.
CUUCUGUGUGUUGGUCUCCGCUGUUUUGGUCUCUGCUCACAGUGCUGGGAUUCCUCAUGAUGGAAUACACUGGACAUACACAGAGGGAGCUUUGGACCAGGUUCACUGGCCAACCAAGUACCCUGAAUGUGGCGGAGAGAAGCAGUCUCCAAUAGACAUCCAGCGGCGCAGCGUGAAGUACAACCCAGACAUGCUGCAGCUGGAGCUCGACGGAUAUGAUGCUCAAAAAGGGAAUUUUCUCAUGGCAAAUAACGGGCACACCGUUCAAAUUAACCUGCCUCCCACUAUGGCGAUCAUUAAGGGCCUGCCAGGAAAAUACACCGCUGUCCAGAUGCACCUGCACUGGGGCGGCUCGGACAUGGAGGCCAGUGGAGCAGAGCACACCCUUGACGGCACCCGUUACAUGGCAGAGCUCCAUGUUGUCCACUACAAUUCUGACAAGUACAAGAGCUUUACUGAAGCCAGAGAUAAGGCCGACGGGCUGGCAGUACUCGCCUUUUUCUAUGAUGACGGGCAUUUUGAGAACACCUACUACAGUGAUUUCAUCUCCAAUCUGGACAAAAUCAAAUAUGCAGGUCAGUCCAUGAACAUCUCGAGCAUUGAUGUGCGCUCUAUGCUCCCCGAGAACAUCAACCAUUUCUUCAGAUACCAGGGCUCCCUCACCACGCCGCCCUGCUACGAGAGCAUCCUCUGGACUGUGUUUGAUACUCCCAUCACUCUCUCACAUAACCAGAUCAGGAAACUGGAGAGUACACUGAUGGACAUGAACAACAAGACCCUGUGGAAUGACUACCGCAUGGCUCAGCCUCUCAACAGCCGUGUGGUGGAGUCUUCUUUCUUGCCGCGCCUCGGAAAAGGAACGUUUUGUCGUCAAGAUAAGAUUGAAUCCAGGCUCCUGAAGAUCGAGGGUCUGAUAACGUCUCUUGGAAAGCAUAUGCAUUCAGGUGGACUUUGUAACUCAAAGCCUACCAGAUAUGAACCUCGCGCUCUGUUCCCUCUGGUGCUCGACUUCCAGGAGAAAAACUCUGGAAGUUAUGCCUUGGCCCAACUCAGCCAUCCCAUGAAGCUUGACUCCUUCACUGUCUGCAUGCAUGUCCUGCCUCAGCUCAAGGGGGUCCACACCGUCAUCUCUUACGCCAGUAACGGCAACGACCACGAGCUGAUGAUCUCCAUCGCUGUGGACAAGUAUACCAAAGAAGUCGGCCUCUGGAUUGGCAAUGAGUUUAUCAAUCUGCCGCACAACUUCAAGUUCCACGAAUGGAACAACUUCUGCAUCACCUGGUCGUCCAACACCGGCGGCACAGACCUGUGGAUCAACGGCAUGGUGGGGGAGCAGCGAUAUCUGAAAAGAGGUUACACAGUCAGCCCCGACGGUGUGUUCAUUGUGGGCAAAGACCAGGAUGGGCUACUGGGCAUCUCCAACGCAGACACCUUUGUGGGGAAGAUGACUGAUGUCAACGUGUGGGACUAUGUACUGUCCACAGCAGAUAUCCGGGACCAGAUGUCGUGUGAGAGAAACAGCACCAUGAUGGGAAAUGUGUUCAGCUGGGGAACAACCAAACUCAGUCUGUUUGGAGGGGUGCAGCUCGACAGCCAGUACAGAUGCCUCUGAAUGGAUCGGCUGCUUCUGUUUGCAUGCGCUCUAAAAGGAUGCAUUAUACAAAAUGUCACUGCUGAUGGUGGGAUAUUUAGAAUGUCUUUGAUGGAGGAUAAAAAAGUCUUGCCAUGUAUUGUACUCAUAUAUUUACAGUUCAAUAAAGUCUUACAAGUGA